Messenger RNA from Leptosomus discolor (cuckoo roller), 1678 nucleotides. NCBI's taxonomy places the organism in Eukaryota, Metazoa, Chordata, Aves, Leptosomiformes, Leptosomidae. The record is from RefSeq and is a predicted model, not a curated record.
UUGGAGGAGGCAGGGGUGGUAGCAGAGGCCGGCUACAGGGGACGGUGCGGUCCUCGGGGUGACAGCGAGUUGUGGGAUGGCGCUGCCUCCGCUCGGCCGCCUUUUCCUUCUGGGCUGGAUACUCAGGGGGGGAAUGUGAAUUCGGGACUCGCUCACGCGGUGCUGGCGAUAACCGCUGGCAGGGGCGAUUCUGAAACGCGAAUUGAGCCUCCCAGACCUCUGCCGUCUGCGUGCCCAGCCGCUGCCAGGUUGCCACCGGGUUCCUUGCAGAGCAAGAACGCGACUGUUGAUUGUACGUUGAAAGAGCCUGUCAUGUUCCCAAAGCAGAGCCUGCAUCCUGCUAGGAAGGAGCCCUUAUGCAUCAGUAUAUUGGUCACCAAGACCGAGAAGGGGUGCAGGAAAGAGAAGCUCUCUAACUCCGGCUCUAGUGAAGAUCCGCUCCCAGGGAGGCUGUUUUUUCUCCAGGCUGACCAGCCUGCUGCUCACGAGCAAGAGCCGCUACGGGAAAGUCCCCAAGAAAAGCCGGGAGAAGUAGCCCAAAAUGAGGAGGAGGAGGAGGAGGAUGCUUUGGCAUCUGACAGAUCAUGCGUCAGAAACGGUGUCCCUACAGAGCCAUCCGCCCUUUCUGUUCCUCCGACAGAAGGGGCUUUGCAAGUACUUGAUGCUUCCUGCUUGAAAAGGCAGGUUUCGCAUGACUUUCUGGAGACCAGGUUUAAAAUCCAGCAGCUUUUGGAGCCUCAGCAGUAUAUGGCCUUCUUGCCUCACCACAUCAUAGUGAAGAUCUUCGGAUUGCUUCCUACUAGGAGUCUGGUUGCCCUAAAAUGCACUUGCUACUACUUCAAAUUCAUCAUCGAAUACUACAACAUCAGGCCAGCAGACUCCCGCUGGGUCCGCGAUCCCCGCUACCGAGAAGACCCUUGCAAGCAGUGCAAGAAGAAGUACGUGAAAGGGGACGUAUCGCUGUGCCGGUGGCAUCCCAAACCAUACUGUCAAGCUUUACCCUACGGGCCUGGCUACUGGAUGUGCUGUCACCGGUCUCAGAAGGGCAUCCCGGGCUGUAAGCUGGGCCUUCAUGACAAUCAUUGGGUUCCCGCCUGCCACAGCUUUAACCGUGCUAUCCACAAGAAAACCAGAGGAGCGGGAGCCGAAGUGGAGGAGGAAUAUUAGUGCACAUACACUUUCCUGCGCGAUUGUUUUGGGGUAGGAGGAGAUUCUCAUGCCUUGUGCUGUUUACAGUGUAUAUAAUUGUCGUGGGUUUUUUUUUUCACAGGGCUAUGAAACUGCACAUACUUAAACACAAGAGCCUUUACCUUUUAGAUUAAAGAUAGCUUUUAGUCCAUCUAUGUAAAUAACACUAUAAAAACUAAUUGUACAUACAGAGUCUACAGCUGGCUGAACAACGUAAUCACUACAAUGCAGCUAUGAUAGUGUUGCGGCUAUAGUUGUGUGUGUUUUUAAGUGUCUUGUUCCAAAAUCUGUAUAUCCUGUAUAAUAUAUGAAUGUUUCUGAGAAGAAACUCUAAAUAGGUAAAGGUCAACUUGUUUAAAGAAUCUUCAGACAAUUUAACUGGACAACCUUAAAAUUAGACUAGAACAGAUCCAUUAUAGUAGUGUGGCAGUGGAUUAAAAAAAAAAAGAGGAAUAUUAUGGUAUAGUCAGAAUAUAAAAAGUUGUUGUCU